This is a messenger RNA of Drosophila arizonae, 2474 nucleotides long. RefSeq lists its product as uncharacterized. The record is from RefSeq and is a predicted model, not a curated record. Lineage: Eukaryota; Metazoa; Arthropoda; Insecta; Diptera; Drosophilidae.
AAUGUUUCUUACAAUGAACUUUUAGGUGGACAAAUUGCUUUUAAAAUGUGUGCCUGUUAUACGGAGAAUAAUUUUAGUUGUCCUUAUCAAGAAAAUAGCUUUCCGGAUUGUGGUGGGCCUCCUUACGAAGAUAAUAGCCUUCUGAAUCCUGUUGGGUCUCCUUAUGAAGAUAAUAGCCUCCUGAAUCCUGUUGGCUCUCAUCAAGAUAAUAGCUUUCUGAAUUCUGGGGUGCCUGCUAAUCAAGGUAGUGGCUUUAUGAAUUCCAGUGGGGGAUCUCCUUAUCAAGGUAGUAGCUUUCUGAAUUCUAGUGGGUCUCCAUAUCAGGAUAUUGGUGUGUCUCCUAAUCAAGGUAAAGGCUUUCCCCAGUCCAAUGCGUCUCAAAAGAAUUAUGAUGAGCUAAAAUUCUCAAAUGUGGUGGUGCCCAGCUUUCUGACCAGUCGUGUGAAACCAAAGCCGAAAGCAAAACCCAAAACUUGUCCCAAUAAAAAAAAGUGUUGUCAAUGCAAAGAUGUUGGAUGUAAUACUUGUGAGCCACCUAACUUUGAGUAUCCCCCCGUCUGCAAAUGUUGUGGUCAGCUAACUGGUUUUCCUGAAUUUCCAUCGGUGUGGUCUUCCCCUGAUGUUUUUGUGAAUCAAUUAAAUCCCGCUCCAAUGAAUCCACUGAAUCCUAUAGAUGCUGACCCGUCAUUACAGAGACUUCGACCGGCUGGUUUACCUAGCAAGAAAUGCCCACCCUUUGAUCCCUGUACAGGCAGGGAAUUAUGGAACCCAAUCCAAUCAGCACCGCGAUUACCCGGUCCUCAAUCUAUACCAGCAUCAUUUCCACUGCCAGGAAUGAAUAACCCGUUUGCUCCUAAUAUACAGUUUGGAUCAGAUCCCCAAUUGCUCCUAAGCAGAUGCAGCUGUCCACCCUGUCCUUCAUGGCCAGAUAUGCAAAGUACGCCAAAGAAAACCUCAUCGGGGAUCAGCUUAGGCAAAUCCAAGGGCAAGAAUAAAACCUCGAGCACUAAUGCCCUUGGCAAGGCCAAGAACAAAGUCAGAAAAACCAACAGCUAUACCCAAGACAAAGGCGUGGACAAAGUCCUAUGGCAGCGAGGCGACAAGAGAUCAGCAUCCGCAGGCCCGAAGCAAAAUGAUUGUUGUAAUUGUUGCAGUGCAAACAGCAAAGGGCCCAAUACAGCAAAGAAGACCACACCUGAUUAUCCUACGACCAAAAAGGUGCCCUCCAAAAAUGCCGGUGAUGGCAGAAAGGUCACCAACUCGCCGUCGGCUGAUAAGAAUAAGUUCGGCAAGCCCAGCAACAAUAAUAAGGGCAAACGACAGGGUAACAAUGAGAUUCAAGUUGUCAACUGCUGCAAUGCGAGUCCUGAUCUCAUGACGCGCAUUUGUAACUCGCUGCAAGUUCCACGUCCACCGGAAAGCUGUUAUCUCUUGCUGCCAAUUACAAUGUCCACCAAGGGUAGAGACAAUGCCGGGCAAAAUGCCAAAGGUAAUAAUCAAGGCGCCCAAGAAUACAAUCCUGCUGCCGGCUAUGGCAAUAGUGGACCCGAAUACAGACCCCAAAACGAAUGCGUACCACGCACUAUGCGCAACUGUGGUUGCAAUACGGAAAUCCGUGGAAACUCACAGAACAGGAAUAUUGAGGGUGGAGCUGACAAUGUCGGAGAUGAUAACAACAAUGCCAAUGGCUCCGGUUGUACGUCUGGCUGCUGUCGGUGGCCACGACGCGCCUGCUACUAUAAUGCUUAUACGGGUCGCUAUUGCUGGUACAAUAGCUGCUGCUGCUCCAAUGGCUGUUCCAACGGCUGCUCCAAUGGCUGUAGCAAUUCCGCCGGUGCUUGCUGCCCCUUGCCAGCCAAGUCUCAGCAGUCAAAACCAAACUCAAAGAAGGAUGGUAACAAAUCACCGAAAAGCCAAUCAGCGCCCAAAGACGCCACGAAGAAAGACGAUCGCUUCAUGGCCGGAGAUGUAGCGCCAUUCCAGCCGGAAGGCGAAGAACAGGUCAAGCCUUGGAUGGGAUACAAUCAGUACGUGAACAGCAGCGGCCCCAGUGGACUUAAUUCGUUCAUAUCUUUCUCGCCCACAAGGCCACCAUCUCCGGGCCACGCCAGUCCGCCUUAUAUGUCCCAACAACAGCUGCAGCAGCAGCAACAACAGGAGCAACAACAACAGCAGCAGCAGCGGCGAGGAUUUAAGAACUCCGGAUCGAGGAUACCGUCGAUGAUGAUGCCACAACCACAGGCGACGAACAUUGACUGGGCGCCACUUUAGAGCUUUUAAUGAUGACCACUCGAUAAAUUUGAAAGUGAAAUAGGUUUAAAUAUAUAUAUCAGAUUCCGUCUACCAUGUUACAGAGCUAGAAACCUAUCGGUAGUUUUGAUAGUUUCGCUCAACCAUAUCAAAUCUAUCGAUAGAGCAAUAUCUCCGUUUUACAAAAUUGUAUAGUUCAAAAAUAAAUUGUUUUAAAAACCAAA